Chrysoperla carnea is the source of this 1516-nucleotide messenger RNA. Its product is annotated as zinc finger protein 271-like. The transcript is spliced from 3 exons. Bases 200 to 1516 code for a protein of 438 amino acids. NCBI's taxonomy places the organism in Eukaryota, Metazoa, Arthropoda, Insecta, Neuroptera, Chrysopidae. The record is from RefSeq and is a predicted model, not a curated record.
UCAAAACGACAAUACUGAUUUAUUUAUCAGUGAAGAACAAAUAAAUAGAAACAAAUUAAACGAAUUAAAUACAGAAGUGAUUAUUAAAAAUGAAAUAUUUGAUGUGAGUGAAAGUGAUUCAAUAGAUUAUAAAGAACCAUUCAAAGGUGGACAAGAAGGAAUUAAAGAAGAAGGAAUACUUGAAGAAACUGAUAUUAAAAUGGAGAAUGAACGAAUUAAACUUGAACAACAAUUAAAUACUGAAUUAAUUAUUAAAGAUGAAAUAUUUGAUGGAAAUGAUUUAGAAUUUCAUUCGACUAAAAAUGAAGAAACAUUUUUAACAUGUGAAGUGUGUGAUAAAACUUUUAAUAAAAAACACCAUUUAACUAGCCAUAAACGAACUCAUACUGAUAAAAAACGUUUUUCAUGUGAAGUGUGUGAUAAAUCAUUUAAUAGAAAAAUCGAUUUAAUUGUGCAUGAACGAAUUCAUACAGGCGAAAAACCUUAUACAUGUGAAAUGUGUGAUAAAACAUUUGCGCGGGAUUCUUAUUUAAUUCAACAUAAACGAAUUCAUACAGGUGAAAAACCUUUUCCAUGUGAAGUGUGUGAUAAAUCAUUUAAUAGAAAAAUCGAUUUAAUUGUGCAUAAACGAAUUCAUACAGGUGAAAAACCUUAUUCAUGUGAAAUGUGUGAUAAAACAUUUACGUAUAACAGUGCUUUAACUUCCCAUAAACGAACUCAUACAGGUGAAAAACCUUUUUCAUGUGAACUGUGUGAUAAAUCAUUUACUAAGAAAAUCACCUUAAUUCGGCAUGAACGAAUUCAUACUGGGGAAAAACCUUAUUCAUGUGAAAUGUGUGAUAAAACAUUUACACAGACCAGUCAUUUAAUUCAACAUAAACGAACUCAUACUGGGGAAAAACCAUUUUCCUGUGAACUGUGUGAUAAAACAUUUACGUAUAAGAGUGCUUUAACUUCCCAUAAACGAACUCAUACAGGUGAAAAACCUUUUUCAUGUGAAGUGUGUGAUAAAUCAUUUAAAAAAAAACGCGAUUUAAUUCGACAUGAACGAACUCAUACAGGAGAAAAACCUUUUCCAUGUAAAGUGUGUGAUAAAUCAUUUAAUAAGAAAACCGACUUAAUUCGGCAUGAACGAAUUCAUACUGGGGAAAAACCAUUUUCAUGUGACAUGUGUGAUAAAACAUUUGCACUGGCCAGUAAUUUAAUUCGACAUAAACGAAUUCAUACAGGUGAAAAACCUUUUUCAUGUGAACUGUGUGAUAAAUCAUUUAAAACAAAAAGCGAUUUUAUUCGGCAUGAACGAAUUCAUACUGGGGAAAAACCUUUUUCAUGUGACAUGUGUGAUAAAACAUUUGCACAGACCAGUCAUUUAAUUCGACAUAAACGAACUCAUACUGGGAAAAAACCAUUUUCCUGUGAACUGUGUGAUAAAACAUUUAAACAAAAAAACAGUUUAAUUCAUCAUGAACGAACUCAUACUGGGUCACCAUGUACUCCAGAUCUUCGAUUAUCCUAG